GGCAAUGCUGCAGACAUGUAUGCACACAGCGGCACGUUUCCCCCGCAGGACCCCAGGGAGGACGAGGAAUCAGAGCUCAGCAUCUGGCUGAUUUUCAAGUGCACGUGAAGCAGCCUGAAUCAGAACAAGGCGACUUGGACCUGAAGCAAAUGCACGGGCCAGCGCAGACCACUGACCGCGGGCCAGGGUUGGGGCCUGGAGCCGCGGGUCAGGGACUGUGACCCAGGCGACCUCCAACACCCAUCGCUGCUCCACCUGCCCGCGGAGCGCACAGAGCCAGUCCAGGAGACCAUGGCCUGCUCCGCGCCCUUCCUGGCCUCCAUCAGCCACCAGACGUUGGCUUUGCAGACCCUGCAGCUUCUGCAGCAGGAGUGGGGCUGGCGGGACGGUCCGGGCGCCCAUGGAAAUUCGCGCGACUCGGACCACGUGUCCGCCGCCCCAGCGCUGCGCUCAGGCCCCCGGCGCUCCCGGGCGGGGCUGGGGCUGGGGGAAACCGCAGGGGGCCGGGGGUGGAGGAACGGGGGACUCCAGGGACAGGCGAGCUCCCCCGAGGUAGAGGUAGUGCCAGGCGCAGAGAGGGGCAAGGAACUGCUGCCCUGCCCCCGGGGCCGCGGGCCGUGCACCCUGGCCCGGGUGGCGAUGCACAGCGCACUGGCCCGCGUGGUGGACUCCACCUCAGAGCUGGUCAGCGUGGAGAGGACGCUGCUGAGCCCCCUGCAGCAGGAGCGAUCCUUCCCCAUCCACCUGAAGGAUAGUGUUGAGUUUAGAAACAUCUGCAGUCAUCUGGCUCUAUAGAUCGAAGGACACCAUUUUGACAGAGAUUUGAAUGCUGCUCACCAGUGUUUGAAGACAAUAGUAAAGAAGUUGAUUCAGUCACUUGCUAACCUUCCUUCUGAUGCUCAUGUGGUAGCAUGUGCUUCUUUGAGACAGAUCUUACAGAAUCUCCCAGACAUAUGGUGCUCAGGACACUGGAAUCAAAACCACAGCUAAGUACUGCUAAGAAAACUUGGGACCUUCCCUUCGCAACUGAAUCAGUAAACAAUGGGAUGUUUUGAUUCACACUAAAGAGACACUUGAUAAAAUAUAUAGCAGUCUGGCCAGUGGCAUCUGUACCCUUAUAGCAUGUUGGAAAAAAAUUUUAAGAUAGUACUUCACAUUUUUAAAUAUGUUGUCAUGUUUGAUGACUUUUUUUGAUGGAAACAUAUUCUACUUUGUGAAAGUAAUUGGAUUCUAUAUGUAUAUAAAUAUUUAUUAAUUCAUUUUAAGUAUUCAGUUUAAUUGAAUGAAACAUGAAUCUAUUUUUAUAUUCAUGUAGACCUAUGAGACUUAAUAUGGUUAUUCAUAUGAUUAAAGAUACAUGUUUUUUUAAAUUAUCUUGAAUAAAUGGGGUUUUGGAUUUGAUAUAUUGUACUUACUGAACACUUUAUUUUUUCUUAUGAGACUUAUCUUGAGCUAUUGUAGGACCACAUGUGUUGGUAAUUAUAAGUCCCAAUCUUUGCAUUAAUAACUUACUGUUGGGCAGGAGAAGAGCUGCUUCUAAGCCUUUUGCUUUCAUAUACUGCUUUGUAAAUUUUGAAUGAUAAUGAGCUAUGAAGUACCAGGGAUAUAUGAUAUGUGAAUACAAAUACUACAGUAUUAUUAAACUCAUAUGGAAACAUCUA
Pipistrellus kuhlii (Kuhl's pipistrelle) is the source of this 1661-nucleotide messenger RNA. It is a transcript of the gene DLEU7, whose product is annotated as deleted in lymphocytic leukemia 7. The record is from RefSeq and is a predicted model, not a curated record. NCBI's taxonomy places the organism in Eukaryota, Metazoa, Chordata, Mammalia, Chiroptera, Vespertilionidae.